Molecule: messenger RNA, 423 nt
Organism: Neltuma alba
Lineage: Eukaryota; Viridiplantae; Streptophyta; Magnoliopsida; Fabales; Fabaceae
Product: putative F-box/LRR-repeat protein At4g13960
Exons: 1
Coding region: 1-423 (140 amino acids)
Molecular function (GO): protein binding
Source: RefSeq, a predicted model, not a curated record
AUGGCAAAAUCAAAAUCCCAAGCAGCAUCAAGAGAUAGAAUUAGCAACGUACCAGACUCAUUGCUUCAACAUAUCCUCUCUCUUCUUAAUACUAAAGAAGCCAUUUCCACAAGCAUCUUAUCUAAGAGAUGGAUUUCACUUUGGAUUGGAUUGCCCACUCUUGACCUCGACGCCAAAUCCUUUUGUCAUUGUCGUUUUGGAUCCUUCGAACGUUUUGUAGACAAAGUUCUCAUCUCCAAUAAUGAUUCCACAACCAUCAAGCUACUUCGUCUCAAUUGUGUUGAUUAUUACUAUCUAGACGAUCGUAAGAUCGAUGGUUGGUUUAAAGCAGCUAUAAACUGCAAAGUUGAGCAAAUAGAGCUAAGUGUUCCAUACUUGUUUCAAAUUAGUGUUCCUUCUAACAUUUGUCUGCAGUCCCAUUAG